UUAAUCUCCCCCUCGGUGCAGCUGCUUUUGAAGUGAGUUUCCUCGCCAGAGCCCCGGCUGGACAAGCAGCAGCUCACAUCGUAGAGCGCAGCGCCGGCUCGGGGCCGCGAGAGCGCAGCGCAAGGGCGCAGCCCGAGGCGGACGCCGCUAACCGCUCCGCGCUCCCGCAGUCCCGCCGGCUGCUCCGGCCGGGCCACCGUUCCACUGCGGGCCACCCAGGAUUAUUCGCCCCUGGCUCCAGGCGCCAAGAAGGCGUACUGGGCGCCUGAGGCCGCCGCGCCAGCUCCUCCUCCUGCUGCUGCUGCUGCUGCUGCUCCUGCUCCCCGGGCGAGCGCGCAGCCCCGAGCCCGCCCCGCGCCUCCGGGAGCCCUCCCCCCGCUGCUCCCAUGCGUGCGGGUGGGUCAUGAGCACAGCGCCCUCGCUUUCUGCCCUAAGAAGCAGUAAGCACAGCGGCGGCGGCGGAGGCGGCAGUGCGGACCCUGCCUGGACCAGCGCUCUCUCUGGAAAUAGCUCCGGCCCCGGCCCAGGCUCGUCCCCGGCCGGCAGCACCAAGCCUUUUGUGCACGCCGUGCCCCCCUCUGACCCCCUGCGCCAGGCCAACCGCCUGCCCAUCAAGGUGCUGAAGAUGCUGACGGCACGGACUGGCCACAUUUUACACCCCGAGUACCUGCAGCCCCUGCCUUCCACUCCCGUCAGCCCCAUCGAGCUGGAUGCCAAGAAGAGCCCGCUGGCACUGUUGGCGCAAACAUGUUCACAGAUCGGGAAGCCGGACCCCUCGCCCUCUUCCAAACUCUCUUCGGUUGCCUCCAAUGGGGGCGGCGCGGGUGGUGCUGGCGGCGGCGCCGGGGGCGACAAGGACACCAAGUCGGGCCCCCUGAAGCUGAGCGACAUCGGCGUGGAGGACAAAUCGAGUUUCAAGCCGUACUCCAAACCUGGCUCGGAUAAGAAGGAGCCAGGAGGCGGCGGCGGGGGCGGCGGCGGCGGGGGCGGCGGCGGGGGUGUUUCGGCAGAGAAGUCUGGAUUCCGGGUACCGAGCGCCACCUGCCAGCCAUUCACGCCCAGGACAGGCAGCCCCAGCUCCAGCGCCUCGGCCUGUUCGCCCGGCGGCAUGCUGCCCUCGGCCGGGGGCGGCCCAGAGGGCAAGGACGACAAGAAAGACGCUGACGCGGGCGGUGGCGGCAGCAGCAAGGGUGCCGGGGGCGCCUCGGCGGAAGGGGGACCCACCGGGCUGGCGCACGGCCGGAUUAGCUGCAGCGGCGGAAUUAAUGUGGACGUCAACCAACACCCGGAUGGGGGUCCCGGAGGCAAGCCCCUAGGCUCUGACUGCGGCGGCUCCUCGGGCUCCAGCUCUGGCUCGGGCCCCAGCGCACCCACCUCCUCCUCGGUGCUGGGCUCUGGGCUGGUGGCUCCAGUGUCUCCCUACAAGCCAGGCCAGACAGUGUUCCCUUUGCCUCCCGCGGGCAUGACCUACCCAGGCAGCCUGGCCGGGGCCUACGCCGGCUACCCUCCCCAGUUCCUGCCACACGGCGUGGCACUGGAUCCCACCAAGCCCGGCAGCCUGGUGGGGGCACAGCUGGCUGCGGCAGCGGCCGGCUCUCUGGGCUGCAGUAAACCGGCCGGCUCGAGCCCUUUGGCCGGGGCGUCGCCACCGUCUGUGAUGACAGCCAGUUUGUGCCGGGACCCGUACUGCCUCAGUUACCACUGCGCCAGUCACCUGGCAGGGGCAGCAGCCGCCAGCGCCUCUUGCGCUCAUGAUCCCGCCGCUGCGGCCGCAGCGCUCAAAUCCGGAUACCCACUGGUGUACCCCACGCACCCACUGCACGGCGUGCAUUCCUCGCUAACGGCCGCUGCCGCUGCGGGCGCCACACCGCCUUCCCUGGCUGGCCAUCCCCUCUACCCUUAUGGCUUCAUGCUCCCUAACGACCCUCUCCCCCACAUCUGCAACUGGGUGUCGGCCAACGGGCCGUGCGACAAGCGCUUUGCCACGUCCGAAGAGCUGCUGAGCCACUUGCGGACCCAUACGGCCUUCCCUGGGACAGACAAACUGCUGUCGGGCUACCCCAGUUCGUCCUCUCUGGCCAGCGCCGCGGCGGCAGCCAUGGCUUGCCACAUGCACAUCCCCACGUCCGGCGCCCCAGGCAGCCCAGGGACGCUGGCGCUGCGCAGCCCCCAUCACGCGCUGGGACUCAGCAGCCGCUACCACCCCUAUUCCAAGAGCCCGCUCCCCACACCCGGCGCCCCGGUGCCGGUGCCCGCCGCCACCGGACCCUACUACUCUCCCUACGCCCUCUACGGACAGAGACUGACUACCGCCUCCGCACUGGGGUAUCAGUGAGGGCUGCCGGGAGGGUUACCGAGCGAAAGGAACUGGGGGAGGGGAGGAGCCCAGGGAGGGGCGGGAUCCCGGCGGAGGCUGUUGACACCCGCGAGUGGGGAAGACCCACGCUACCGAAGGAAAAAAAUAUAUAUAUACCGUAUGUACCUAUCUACCCAUCAACAGCGAACGAGACCCGGUGGGAAACUCCCCUUUCCCCUACUUCUCACCUCCCCCACCCAAACUUUAUAAAAGUUGAAAAAAAAUAUCAUUUGACUUUUUAUAAAAAAAGGAAGGAAAAAAUUGAGAAGGUGUUCAUCUGAGGACUUCAUCGGUGGACACUGGUAUUUAUUUAUGUUAGCUCCAAGCGGACCCGUGGUUCAAAAGUGCAUUAUUUAGUUUGAGCUCCGUAGGUAAAAAGGAGGAGGGAAACUUUUUUUUUUAACUUGAGGGUAAAAAUGUGGAAAACAAACCCUCCCAUCCCUUGUAGAUUAUAAAUAAAAACAAAACCGCCACAGAACUAGAGGUCUUCUCUUUAAUGUUACUUUAAAAUUGCUAUGAUUGUAUCGUACGUUCUUAUUUAAUGUCUGACUGAAACACAAAUUUACAUGCAUGUUUGUUACAAAAA
This is a messenger RNA of Marmota flaviventris (yellow-bellied marmot), 2942 nucleotides long. It is a transcript of the gene Znf503, whose product is annotated as zinc finger protein 503. NCBI's taxonomy places the organism in Eukaryota, Metazoa, Chordata, Mammalia, Rodentia, Sciuridae. Gene Ontology annotation, biological process: negative regulation of DNA-templated transcription. Gene Ontology annotation, cellular component: nucleus. The record is from RefSeq and is a predicted model, not a curated record.